Messenger RNA from Perca flavescens (yellow perch), 7577 nucleotides. It is a transcript of the gene fhod3b, whose product is annotated as formin homology 2 domain containing 3b. The coding region runs from base 379 to 5061 and encodes 1560 amino acids. Gene Ontology annotation, biological process: cortical actin cytoskeleton organization; sarcomere organization; cardiac myofibril assembly. Gene Ontology annotation, cellular component: cytoskeleton; cytoplasm. NCBI's taxonomy places the organism in Eukaryota, Metazoa, Chordata, Actinopteri, Perciformes, Percidae. Gene Ontology annotation, molecular function: actin filament binding. The record is from RefSeq and is a predicted model, not a curated record. The transcript is spliced from 27 exons.
UAUGCUUGAGGAGGGAGCCGCUUCCCAUCGCUCUCACAGACCAGGCGCCAAGUGUAGCAGUCCCGUCCGCAGUCUGCCUCCGCACCUCUGACGCCCGCUGUGCCCAUGGAUACUGCCGCCCCGCUCAUUUCCACACCGCACUGACUAACCGUACCUCUCAACGAGGUACCCUGGAUAUUUACUUCUGGGCUGUUGUGUUCACUGUCCUGAGUCCUCUGCGCUGCGUGACGCGAAUGGAGAAGGUCCAAGGAUAACAGAGGGUGCAGGAUUUUGCUACUGCAGAAGACCUGCCGGUAGUUCGCUGCCCGCCUGUCUGUCAGAGGCUGUGGUGUCGCAUCCAAUAUUUUCAUUAUCUAAAUCGCCUUGCAUGGAUGCAUCAUGGCUACGUUUAUAUGCCGGGUACAGUUCUUAGAUGAUACUGAUCCAUUUAACAGCACCAAUUUCCCCGAGCCCACCAGGCCACCUCUGUACACUUUCAGGGAAGAUAUUCCUCUGAUAAAUCAGAUUGCUGGAGUCCACAGGCUGCUUAAAGCCCCGCAUAAGCCUGAUGACUGUGCCCUUCAGCUGUCCCACAAUGGCAGCUACCUGGACCUGGAGUCGACCCUGGCAGAGCAGAGGGAUGAACUGGAGGGAUUUCAGGAGGAAGGAGGAAGAGGCAAGAAACACAGCGUUAUUCUUCGAACACAGCUGUCCGUCAGAGUUCAUGCCUGCAUUGAAAAACUCUACAAUUCAACUGGACGGGAGCUGCGGAGAGCCCUCUUUUCCCUCAAGCAGAUUUUUCAGGAUGACAAAGACCUGGUGCACGAGUUUGUUGUGGCGGAAGGACUGACGUGUUUGAUAAAAGUGGGCGCUGAAGCCGACCAGAACUACCAGAAUUACAUCCUCAGGGCUCUCGGUCAGAUAAUGCUGUAUGUGGAUGGGAUGAACGGCCUCAUAUCUCACAAUGAAACGGUCCAGUGGCUUUACACCCUGGUCGGAUCCAAGUUCCGUCUGGUGGUGAAGACAGCCCUAAAGCUGCUGCUGGUGUUUGUGGAGUACACCGAGUCUAACGCCGUGCUGCUCAUAAAGGCUGUGAACAUUGUGGAUGCCAAAAGAGGCACAAAAGUGUGGGCAAACGUCAUCGAGAUCCUGGAUGAGAAGGAUGGAGUGGAUACAGAGCUGCUGGUUUAUGCGAUGACACUCGUCAAUAAGACUCUGGCAGGCCUCCCAGAUCAGGACUCAUACUACGACAUGGUGGACUGUCUGGAGGAGCAGGGCAUCGAAGCUGUGGCCCAGAGACACCUGAGCAGGAAAGGCACUGACCUCGACUUGGUAGAACAGUUCAACAUCUACGAGAUAUCUCUCCGCCAUGAGGACGGAGACGAUGAUACCCAGUUGCCUCCCAGCGUCCGCAAGGACCGCCGGCGGGCCAGCGUUGGUGGCAACAACGAGAGGCGAGGCCUGGAGAGAAGACGCAGCCGGAGACAUUCGCUCCAAAAUAGCAGAGGCCACGCUUCUGCUCCAGCAUCACCCAGCAGCCCUCAUACUCACGCAAGCAGCUUCCUGCCCUUUGGUGGCCAACGUGUUGAAGACAUCAGUGAAAGUCUGACAGAUAUAAACAACUCUCCUACAUCUUACACAAGUAGAAAGCCCUGCUGGGCUGACAGAAUCAGUGGCAAAGGCAGUCCAUACCCUGGCAGGCACCAGGCUCCUACAUCACCCAUCCAUCGCUUCACUAGUUCAGCAACCUCCACACCAGACUCCAAACCGGUUGACAGACCUGCUCUAGGGGGCUUGCUAACUUCAUCGUACAGACAGCAUCAAGAGUCUCUGGCUGUGGAGAGAGAGAGGAGACGCCUGGAAAGAGAAGAGCGUCUGCAGAGAAUUGAAAGAGAUGAGAGGAACCGCUUCAAUCGAGAUUAUGCAGACAAGAGGGAAGAAGCAAGACAAGCCAGAGAGGAAAGGUACAAGGCUGUGGAGAGGCUAGCUGCAGAGGAGUUUGAGCGGGAGCGUCCCAGGGUGCCAUCGAGAGGACGGACAGAGAUCACUUUGUGUUUGAGUUCCAACCCUGUUAGCCGAUCUGCGUCCCGCUGUUCCACAACUCCAUCCAUUAUCUCACAGGAAGACACUGCACACCAAACGUCCGGAACAGAACAUAUCUCAGAGCCAAACCUUGACCCACAGACAAGAACCAAAAGUCCAGCGCCAGAGUUAACAGUAUCAGAACCUUCCCCCACACAUCCCUCCGAGCCAGACAAGCAGCAGACUGAGACAGAGCCGCCUGCAGAGACAGAGGAUGUUGCUGAGACUCCGUCCGACCAGAAUGUAGUGGCAGAGGCGACGUCAGAUGAAAAGUCAGGCAUGGAGAAAGAAGAGAGCCAAGAGCCGGAGAAGCUUGAGGAACAGACACAGUGCAUGGAUGAGGUAGAAGUAGAAGAGCAGGUAGAGGAGGCGGAGGUAGCAGACGUAGCAGGGGUGGGAGAGCCAGAUGUGGAGGUGAAUGUCGAAUUAGAGGAGGUGUUUGAGAAGGAGCAGCCGACGGAAAGGGAUGUAGAAGACGGUGUACUGCUUAGCGAGAAGGAGAGACAGAACGAGGAGGUGAAUGAAAAAGACAACUGCUCUGCAUCCAGCAUCUCCUCCACGAGUAGCACUCUGGAGAGGGAGGAGCGGGACGAGAAACUCACCAAUGACAUUGAAGCAGGCCAAUGGACCCAGUGCAUUAAAGAUGCGGAUGUUAACGACCAGUGCAACAAAAUACUCAACAACAAGCGCUUCAUGCUGGACAUGCUCUAUGCUCAGACAGCCAGCAAUGAUGAAGGGAAUGUAGCAGAAACGGAGAAAGAAAACUGUAAAUGUGAGAAGGAGACAGAGGUCAGUGACCCCUCUGUGGCUAGCUUGGCCAGCAGGAUCUCCACACUGGAGGCUCACAGACAGGCCAGAGAAGAAAAUGUGAAGAAGAUGGAGGUGGGACAUCUGGACAAGCAGGGCAGUGUCCGAGCCGUGGCGGAGAAGUUUGGAGAUUUGGUCAAAGGCCUAACAUGUCCUUCUGAGGUUGAGGUCUCAAAAGAGCAGCAGCAGACUGACAAAGCACCAAGCGCUGCCUCAUCAAGCCUUCCCCCUAAGAAAGAGUCAGACUAUAUCUGGGAUCAGCUGAUGGCCACACCCAGGGAGCUGCGGAUCAAAGAAAUGGACUUCACGGACCUGAGGGAUGAGGAUGACAUGGACAUUUUAGAUAUGGACAGUGUAAUGGGGUCGAGUGACCUGAUACCACCACCUCCCCCUCCACCAUGCAAUGCUGCCCUGCCACCACCCCCACCCCUGUUUGGGUGCCCCCCUCCUCCUCCCAUCCUUGGCAAAAUGAUGCCCCCACCCCCACCAUUCAUGCCCCCAAUCCCUCCACCCUCCCCUCAGCUGAGUCGAGGGGAUAUGCCUCUCUUCCAAAAGAAAAAGAAGACCAUUCGUCUUUUCUGGAAUGAAGUGCGUCCCGUGGACUGGCAGUGUAAGAGUCAUAAAUUCUGUAAGGAGUCCCUCUGGUCCAAACUGGAGCCAGUUAAACUGGACACAUCCAAGCUGGAGCAGCUGUUUGAGUCCAAAUCCAAGGAGCUGCCUGUCACAAAGAAAGCAGCUGUUGAUGGCAAACGACAAGAAAUUAUAGUCCUGGAUUCAAAACGCAGCAAUGCUAUAAACAUUGGCUUGACUGUCUUACCUCCUCCUCGCACCAUUAAGACCGCUAUCCUCAACUUUGAUGAGUAUGCACUGAACAAGGAAGGCAUUGAGAAAAUCCUGACAAUGAUCCCCACAGAGGAGGAGAAGCAGAAGAUCCAGGAGGCUCAGCUGGUCAACCCUGAUAUUCCCCUGGGCAGCGCUGAACAGUUCCUUCUCACCCUCUCCUCCAUCACAGAGCUGUCUGCUCGCCUGCAGCUGUGGGCAUUCAAGAUGGACUAUGAGCUUAUUGAGAAGGAAGUGGCAGAGCCUCUGCAGGACCUCAAGGAAGGGAUGGACCAGUUAGAGAAAAACAAGACACUCCGCCACAUCUUGACCACACUGCUGGCCAUUGGCAACUUCCUCAACGGCACUAAUGCUAAAGGCUUUGAGCUGAAUUACUUGGAAAAAGUCCCAGAGGUGAAGGACACGGUUCAUAAGCAGUCCUUGCUGCACCACGCCUGCUCCAUUGUGGUGGAGAAGUUUCCAGACAGCACUGACCUCUACUCUGAGAUAGGAGCCAUCACCCGCUUGACCAAGGUGGACUUUGACCAGCUUCAAGACAAUCUGGCCCAGAUGGAGCGUAGGUGCAAAGCAUCAUGGGAUCACCUCAAGGUCAUUGCGAAACAUGAGAUGAAACCAGCAUUGAAACAAAAAAUGUCAGACUUCCUCAAAGAUUGUGCAGAGAGAAUAAUUAUUCUGAAGAUUGUACAUCGAAGAAUACUCAACAGGUUCCAUGCCUUUCUGCUGUUCCUGGGCCAUCCGAUAUAUGCCAUACGUGAGGUUAGCAUUCAUCGAUUUAGCAAGAUCCUGAGUGAAUUUGCCCUGGAGUAUCGCACAACAAGAGAGCGUGUGCUACAACAGAAACAGAAGAGGGCCAACCACAGAGAGAGGAACAAGACCAGGGGGAAAAUGAUAACAGAUAGUGAGGAUGAAGAUGGUAGUGAGAGUGGUAAAUUUGGCGGUGGCCCAUCCGACGCACAGGACAGCCAGCCUCAGGGUAUCCAGUAUGCUGAAGAUGCAGCUGAACAUGAGAACAUGAAGGCCGUACUAAAGAGUAGCCUGCAGGGCGGAGAGAGCGUGACAUCCACGGUGCCCGGCCUCCGUACACGCACCAGAGCCAGCAGCACCCGAGGGUGUGUUCCCCCAUGGUGCUCUGCCAGUGACGACCCAGUGAACUGCACAGAUGAUACAGCUGAUGAGAUCAUGGAGAGGAUUGUUAGGUCAGCCACUCAGGGGCCCAGCCAGCGGACGCAACCUCGGGAGAGGAGACGGUCCCGAGCCAACCGAAAAUCAUUGAGGAGGACACUGAAGAAUGGUUUGACAACAGAGGAGGCAAAUGCUCUCGGCUUGUCCAGUGGUUCAGAGAUGCAGGUGUGAGGUGGACAUAAGGACGUCUGGGAACCCUUUCACUGCCCCUCCAAUUCCUACUCCUAACCUGGCAACCCACUCCACUCUGGCUUGGCACUAAAAUCCCCCCCAGCUUCAAUGAGUUGACCUCAUCUUUAUGCGUUUGGUACAUGGGCUUGACACCAAUGCUUCCUGAAGAGAGUGGAAAAAAGGUUUUAUUCAUUCAUUCAUUCAUUUGAACCGACGGUCAGAGAGAGCAGAAAUGGAGCGCUGCAUCCAAACCACUAAGCUUUGCUAUUGCUGAAAAAACAUCAAUGACGUGCACUCACAAGGCUUACUCACAAUCACCCUUUGAACGUGACAUUAUAUACAAACAACUGUGCAAAAGUUUUUUACAGUGGAGGGCAUCAAGAGUUGGCAGUGUGUGUGCUUCAAUCUCAGUGGCCUUGACUGAAUCCAAAGGGCAAGAAGUGUGGCACAGACACUAAACUCUCCGCUGCUUGGUUUUAGUGUCAGCCCUGCAGCUUUAGAGAAAAUUAAAGACAUUUCAUCUGUUGAAUAGAUGGCUUUGUGCAGAGGGUUAUUCUGUUAUAUACUACUGUAGUAGUUUUUUUUUUUUUUCUUCUUCAUUUUGCUCAAGAAGGUGCUCAAAUAAGGAACAAUUGCACUGGAUAUAAGAGUUGGGUAUCAAUGGAAUGUGAAAUCCUUGACACUGAUGAACCACUGACAUCUGAAAUAUACUCAACCGUUUAACCAGCAAAUCAACAGUAGCACAGUUUUUAAUGUCUAAUCAAAGUGGACACAUUCGAGGCAGAUGAGCAUCUAAAGCUUUGUCAAAUGUCUGUUGACUGGAUAAGGAUUUAUCAGAGAAACAUCUUUUUAAAGUUCUGUUACUGCGGGUGAUACCACUAGUGUCAGACUAAUUCUCAAUAUUUGUAGGUUGUACACAAAUGUACAAACAAACGUAUUCAAGUUGCAUCAUGUGUGAAUUAUUCUCACUGAUGGACUGAACAGUUGGAGACAGUAUGAGGAAGGCAGACGCAGUGUUAACAGGUGAGCAAUCUUCAGAGUUAUGUAGUUUUAUCUUCUAGAAACUAUGAGCUGCACAUCUCAGAGUGCCUUUCAGAGACAGUUAUUUAUUAAGACGUUUUCAGGGACAUAUAAUCAAGAAAAUGUUACAGAUGUGCAGUCUGAGGAGCAAGCAAGAGGAUAAUACUGCAACGUACAUCAUUCACGAGCUGUGAUUUAUUUUUAACCAGUGUUUUUAAACAAAAUCUUUUUUGUUUUCCAUGUUAUGUCUUGGAUCAAAUAGUUAUGAAGAUAGCUUUAAAAUAUUUAUGAAAACGUAGGAUUGGUCAUGCACAUUAGCUGUAUCCUGUUGCCUUACUGUAGAACACGGACAUGCAUUGUUCCACUCCAGUCGAGAUCUCAGUAAAAUAUAAGUUAAAAAUAGACCAGGCCAAAUUAACAUGUAGUUUAACUGGCAUCACGGGAGAUCUCAGUUGGUCAAUCAUUGGACAUUCAUCCCCCCAACUAUGAAUGUGAACAUCAGGGUUUACAUGAGAAUUAGUAAUAUGGACACACAUUAAAUGUCCAUUAUUUAUCUAUUUUAAAACAUGUAAAUCGGUAUUGAAGUGAAUAAGAAAGAGCCCGCCGUUUUUAUUAUGUAGGUCGAGCUAUUGAUGAAGUCGUAGUGCUAUUAAUUUGGAAUGGCCUUGGCUUAAUUAAUAAUCAUUUCAGUUUAUAUCAUGGCAAGGUAAAUCUAUCCACUAGCAAAUUUUCACUGUGAUGGAAACAUAGCCAUUGAGAGAAACAAGAAUCUAGCGCAACAUCAUGAUAAAGCUACAUAAAACCACACCAGCAGUACGUUUAUAUUGUUUUUUUGAAGAAUUAACUGAAAACUAUUCAGCACCUUAGACUCAAUGUGUAGCAUGCAACGUAGUAGAAUUCAAGUUAGAGAGGGGAGGGGGAGCUCAUUGUGUUUCCCAGAUUGUACUGAUUUUUGUCAAAAACAAGACAGAAUAGAUGUGUAAAGUAAUAUAGGGGGAAUGCUGUAAAAUUAUGUACAUGUCAUGACAAGGUCUUUGUUGUUCCGUUUAGUUUUUUUUGCUCCAUGUGUAGAAUAGUGUAUAAUAGACUAAAAGCAGUAUUAUUCUAAAUAUAAUUUAAGCAAACCAAGCCAUACUUGGUUUAAAAAGGUGUCACUUCUGCUUGAUACAAAAGGAGGUUCACUUUGGUUCUCAGAGCUGUACGGUUUGUGUUAUUAAACCUUUUUACUUCACAGACUGCAAAGUAAACAACUGUAGUGAAAACGUGCAGAGAUAAAGUUCACCAGCUAGUCCUGUGGAAUCCCUUAGAAGCCUUUGAUUUCAUUGCACUCAACAUUUUCUUCUUUUAACAUUAGCCCACCACACACAUUGCUGCCUGUGCCAUAACAUCACUGUGGAACUUUGACACAAAUGCUAUACAACCAAGGCUUCUAUUGCGUCUACGCCCACAGCAAAAACUAUGUAACAAAUACAAUAAAAAAGGCUCGUUGAAACAUC